AUGGCCAACGCCCCAGUCCUCGAUCUGGGGAAAUACCCGACCGCGCAGGCCUUCGUGGCAAAAUGUCACGAAUUCUUCAACGAGGUCAAGAACCUAACGCCCGGCCACGAGCUCGAAGCCCGCCUCAACGCCACCCACGGUCCCGGCACGCCCUACUACGACGCCUUCCGCGCGUACAUCCUCGCCGGCCUGAAAGAAGGCUGGGUGGCCCAAACGGAACUCGACGGUCCGCGGUACCGGCGCGGUCGCAUCGCGCCACCCACGCCCGAGAGCAACUUCAUUUCCAUCACCACCGUGUACAUGUCGUCCGAGGACGAAUACCGCGGCCAGUACCACGCCCACCCGUACGGCGAGAUCAAUUGCGUGAUCUUGCUCGACGAGGGCAGCAAGGCCCAGUUGAAGGGGAUGCAAGGGUGGCAGGGCGCCGGGUGGACGAGCCCCGGGCCUGGGACGCACCAUUAUCCAGAGGUAAGGGGUGGCGAGCUCGUGGCUUUGUUCUUCCUCCCGGCUGGGCGGAUCAGUUAUGAGGCAACGCCCGGGAUGGCGCAACCGCCGUCACUGUAG
Molecule: messenger RNA, 564 nt
Organism: Cladophialophora yegresii CBS 114405
Lineage: Eukaryota; Fungi; Ascomycota; Eurotiomycetes; Chaetothyriales; Herpotrichiellaceae
Exons: 2
Coding region: 1-564 (187 amino acids)
Source: RefSeq, a predicted model, not a curated record